This is a messenger RNA of Saccharomyces eubayanus, 453 nucleotides long. RefSeq names its product Cse2p (gene CSE2). NCBI's taxonomy places the organism in Eukaryota, Fungi, Ascomycota, Saccharomycetes, Saccharomycetales, Saccharomycetaceae. The transcript has a single exon. The record is from RefSeq and is a predicted model, not a curated record. Gene Ontology annotation, molecular function: transcription coregulator activity. Gene Ontology annotation, cellular component: mediator complex. Gene Ontology annotation, biological process: regulation of transcription by RNA polymerase II. Bases 1 to 453 code for a protein of 150 amino acids.
AUGAGUCUACAGAACAACGUACUGAAGCAGAUACAGCAGGUGCUGCUACCCACCAGUCCCAAUAUCGAUGAGUCCAAUGCUGACAUGACAAAACAAGAAUCUUCGUCAACGGAAAAUGUAGAUGGCAAAGACCACUCCGCUACCCCACAGCAGGCCACAAAUCUGAGUGCUCCCUCCACCAAUUCCAAUGGCGAAUUCAUACCGCAUAUUUUCUAUUCAUUACACCAAAUAAGAAAGGAUCCAAACAACCUCUCGAAUCAGUUGGAAACUUCAACAGGUUCUAUCAGACAUCGUUUAAAGCUUUGCAAAUCUUUGAUAUCCGAACAUGAAGACACUAAAAAUUUACUGAGCAAAAGCCCAUCCGAGUGGGAAGAUUUCAUCCAGCAACGCGAGCAAGAAUUGCAAAUUAAGAGAAACGUUUUGGAUGAUUUGUAUCGCAAAUUACAACGAUAA